UAGCGCUAGCUUCUAAAACGCGCCGUUUCACAUUGUAAUCGAACAUAUUUUAAAACCAAUUUUAAUCUUGCAGGAGUCUCGGCUUCGACCUGUGUACCUGUGAUGCUGAAACCACGCCCCUUCCGUCUCACCUGAGCCAGGAAGCCGCGGGUUCAGCAGGUUUGCGUGACUCGUCUCAGCGAUCAGCGGUCAGAAGGUUUGUCUGGUCUCCGUGAUGCUGCAGAUCCUGCCCUCAUUCCAUCCCCGCUGAUGCUCCACCUGCUGCUGGCUGCUCUGCUGCUUGCUGGCGGGGCGGCAGAUGUUGCUCCUAACAGCUCAGGGGCCACAGUGGCCCCCGUGCAGCCGCCCGCCACCCCCUCCACGCUGGACGUCGUGGCGAAGGAGGGGUCCAGCGCACUCAUUGUCUGCAACGUGAGUGGAUUUCACGACGAGGUCAAGUGGUACAACUCCAAAGGCGCUCUGGUCAUGGAAGGAGAGAAGUGGCAGAUCCAGGAGAAGGGUGUCCUCAACAUCACGGUUGUCUCCUUCGAGGACCGCGGCCGCUACACCUGCGUGGCCUCCAGCGGCGUGGCUCCCGACAGAAACCACACCGUCACUCUGCGCGUGGCCUACACUGACAGCGGGCUGGGGCUGUACUUCGUCACCGUGUGCCUGGUGGCGUUCACCAUCACCAUCAUCCUGAACGUGGCACGGCUGUGCAUGGUCAGCAGCCACCUGAAGGAGACCGAGAAGGUCAUCAACGAGUUCUUCCGCACCGAGGGCGCGGAGAAGCUGCAGAGGGCCUUCGACAUCGCCAAGAAGAUCCCCAUCAUCACGUCAGCCAAGACUCAGGAGCUCGCCAAAGUCACGCAGUUUAAGACCAUGGAGUUUGCCCGCCACUUGGAGGAGCUGGCCCGCAGCAUCCCCCUGCCGCCACUCAUCCUCCACUGCAGGGCGUCUGCGGAGGAGAACCCCGGACCCGACGGAGCGGAGGCCGUCCAGGCUCUGUGUUCAGACACUGAAUAUCGGGCCUCGCUGUCAAAGGUCAGCGUGUCUCUGCACACUCCCAGAGGAGACCCCAAGGAACCAGAGAGCAGCGCGUGACGAUGGGGAGGAGCCCCAGCAGGAGCACCUUUCUGCACCGAACGAGUCUAAUUCCAGAGAGGUGAAGAACUCUUUCAUUCCCAUUAAUCGUUUCUUUGAUUUUCAUCAUUCCUCUUCUGAAGUGGUGGAAUGAGAUCAUUGCGUCUGUCUCUGAACUCCAGCCAGACUCACCUCAAAGUGAUGGAUUCGGGCCACGUCUUUGUUUUCCUGACAGACUUUUUCCCUCCUUUCUGCUCAGACGAGCUCAUUACGCUGCUCCAGAUUUCAUUUGCAGCUUUUCUCUCUGGCUUCACGUUGACAGCCAGUCGACUUCCAGAGAAAAUGUUGCAACAAAACAUCUCCGUUUCACGCCGUCAGUCCUUCUCAGUGUCCGUCAUUCCAGUGGAAAUCUCUGCAAGGCCAAACCCUGACCAGAACAACAGAAGAUAAAAACAGACCAAAACCCAUCACUUUAUCCUUUAACAUUAUAAGCAUUUUCUUAAAUAAAGUCUGUAUAAGCAGUAAAAUGGAGCCAUGUGAAGCUACAGUCAAAACUAUUGUGAGGUUGAGGUUUUGUUGGGUUAUGAAAGACAAAUGUUUGCUAACUUGUAUUGGCAAAUAUUUAAUUUAUUUGUUGAUCUUUUACUAACAUUGUCUUAAUUAUUCAUGACAAUGCUAAAAAAACACUUUGAAUUCUAGUUUAGGUUUGAUUAAUAUCUGUACAUUUCUAUUAAACAAAAGAAGGAAACGACCAAAUUAUUACAAUGCUUACAUUUUACAUCAUAAAUGUUCAACCAAAAUAGUUGUCAGAUUUGAUUUCUCUUUUUAAACAAAAAUAAAAUAUAAAUAAAAUGC
This is a messenger RNA of Oryzias latipes (Japanese medaka), 1917 nucleotides long. RefSeq names its product microfibrillar-associated protein 3-like. Lineage: Eukaryota; Metazoa; Chordata; Actinopteri; Beloniformes; Adrianichthyidae. The record is from RefSeq and is a predicted model, not a curated record.